Messenger RNA from Zasmidium cellare ATCC 36951, 1566 nucleotides. RefSeq lists its product as uncharacterized. Gene Ontology annotation, molecular function: fluconazole transmembrane transporter activity. The transcript has 4 exons. NCBI's taxonomy places the organism in Eukaryota, Fungi, Ascomycota, Dothideomycetes, Mycosphaerellales, Mycosphaerellaceae. The record is from RefSeq and is a predicted model, not a curated record. Bases 1 to 1566 code for a protein of 521 amino acids. Gene Ontology annotation, biological process: xenobiotic detoxification by transmembrane export across the plasma membrane.
AUGCCAGGCUAUUUCCAAGGUACUCUGUUUGGCUUCCUCGUUCGAUCCGUUCCGGGAUUACGACUCUUACCAUACGAUGACGAACUUGACGAGGCGCUGAGAAAGGAGUAUGUCGAGUCUUCGAAAGAGAAACAGGCAGAGCGCAGACAAGCGACGGCCGAAGACUUUGAGAAGAAUGCCGCAGAGGACUAUGUCUUGAUUGACUGGAUCGAGAACGACCCUUACCAUCCUCGCAACUGGCCUUUGGGGACGAAAUGUUUUGUAACUGGACAGAUCUGCCUGCUGUGCUUUGCUAUCUACAUCGGCGCAGCCAUAUACUCAUCUGGCCUGGAUGGCAUUACGGAACACUUCCACAUCAGUCAGCCAGUGGCUAUCCUGGGAUUAACACUUUACGUCCUGGGAUAUGGGAUUGGGCCAAUGAUUUGGUCUCCAUUAGCAGAGAUGCCGUUGAUUGGGAGAAGCCCGAUCUACCUCAUUACCUUGCUGACCUUCGUCUUCUUGAACUUCGGCGUUGUGUAUGCGAAGAACACGGGCAUGUUGCUUGCGUUCCGUUUCCUGACAGGUUGGCUCGGAUCGCCCGUUUUGGGCACAGGAGGCGCCUCCCUCGCUGACAUGUUUCGUCCCCAAAAGCGCGCCUACCCGAUCACUGCUUUUGCUCUGGCCAACAUUUGUGGACCGACGGUUGGACCUAUUAAAUGGCCGAUCUGGGAACUUAUAUGGAUAUCUGGAUUCACAUUCGUAUUCCUGUUCUUUUUCCUCCCGGAGACCAUGGCCGAGAACAUCCUGUACAAGAGAACCCUCCGUCUGAGGAGGUCAAAUGUCGCGCCAAAAUUAAAAUGCGAAGCAGAGAUCGAAGCCGCGGAGUUGAAGAUCACCGACAUCCUAAGCACCACGUUUGUACGGCCAUUCACGCUUAUGAUCUACGAGCCCAUUGUGUUGGUCCUGAAUUUGUACCUGGCAUUGAUCUACGCUGUGCUGUACUGCUGGCUCGAAUCACUACCCAUUGCCUUCCAGGAGAUCCGUGGUUUCAGCUCCGGGAUUACAGGCCUCUGCUUCAUAGGGAUCGCGGCUGGGGCUUUCGUUGUGGCUCCACCCUACGUAUACUACAACUACUACUAUGUGGAACCUCGCUUCAACAGUCAAGGCGACUUGAAACCGGAGAUCCGGCUAGAAACUGCCCUGGUUGGAUCAUUUUGUCUCCCGGUCUGUCUUUUCUUCUUCGGUUGGACUGCACAGUACGCCAGUGUCGUAUGGAUCGUCCCUGUGAUUGCGACCAGCUUCUUCACCGUCGGCGGAUUCCUAUCUUUCGCAGGCGUUUUCAAUUAUCUUGGCGAUGCAUAUCCAACCUCGUUCGCUUCGAUCUCCGCCGGGAAUGACUUCAUGCGAUCUUGUCUUGGAGCCGCCUUUCCACUCUUUGCUAAUCAGAUGUUCCACACCCUUGGCAUCAACUGGGGGAACAGUCUCCUUGGCUUCCUCUCGAUCAUAUUCAUUCCGAUCAUCUUCUACAUCUGGAGACAUGGCGAGGAUCUUCGUAUGAGGAGCAAGAAUGCAAGACACGAUAUUUGA